Molecule: messenger RNA, 983 nt
Organism: Elephantulus edwardii (Cape elephant shrew)
Lineage: Eukaryota; Metazoa; Chordata; Mammalia; Macroscelidea; Macroscelididae
Gene: NAXE
Product: apolipoprotein A-I binding protein
Exons: 6
Coding region: 8-874 (288 amino acids)
Cellular component (GO): mitochondrion
Molecular function (GO): NAD(P)HX epimerase activity
Source: RefSeq, a predicted model, not a curated record
CGGCUGCAUGUCCGGGCUGCGGGCGCUGCUGGGCCUCGGGCUGCUGGUUGCUGGCUCGCGCCUGCCGCGUGUCAUCGGCCGGGCGGGCACCUGCCGCUUAGGUCCCACCUGGUGGGGGCAGCAGCGGCCGCACUCGGGGGGCCACGGUGAACCUCGGACAAUGGCGCACGUAGCGGUGAAGUAUCUGAGCCAGGAGGAGGCCCAGGCGGUGGACCAGGAGCUGUUUAACGAGUACCAGUUCAGCGUGGACCAACUCAUGGAGUUAGCUGGCCUGAGCUGUGCCACAGCCAUUGCCAAGGCAUACCCAUCUACGUCCAUGUCCAGGAGCCCCCCAACUGUCCUGGUCAUCUGUGGUCCUGGGAAUAAUGGGGGAGAUGGCCUGGUUUGUGCUCGACACCUCAAACUCUUUGGCUACCAGCCAACCAUCUACUACCCCAAAAGGCCUAACAAGCCACUCUUCACUGCUCUGGUGACCCAGUGUCAGAAAAUGGACAUUCCUUUCCUGAGUGAAAUGCCUUUAGAGCCCAUGCUGAUUGAUGAGCUGUAUGAGCUGGUUGUCGAUGCCAUCUUUGGCUUCAGCUUCAAGGGUGAUGUUCGGGAGCCAUUCCAGAGUAUCCUGAAAGUUCUAAAAGGAGUCACUGUACCCAUUGCAAGUGUUGACAUUCCCUCAGGAUGGGAUGUGGAGAAGGGAAACUCUGAAGGGCUCCAGCCAGACUUGCUGAUUUCUCUGACAGCACCCAAAAAGUCUGCAACACAGUUUACUGGUCGCUACCACUACCUGGGGGGCCGUUUUGUACCACCUGCUCUGGAAAAGAAGUAUCAGCUGAACCUACCCCCUUACCCUGACACUGAGUGUGUCUACCGUCUGCAGUGAGGGAAGGGGUGUGGGGAUUCUUCCCAACAGACUUAGUGCCUCCUUUUCCCAAAACUGUCGUGUCAUGGGAACACUUCCUGCAAUGAAGAUUAAUGAGUGGCGGGAACCA